AUGGUGCUCGACUUGGACUUGUUUCGGACCGACAAAGGCGGUGAUCCUGAAAUCAUUCGCGAAACUCAGAGGAAGAGGUUUAAGGACGUUGCGUUGGUGGAUAAACUGGUGGCCGCUGACACGGAGUGGAGAAAAUAUGGAAACAUUAGCUGGACACUUGGUGAUUUUGAACUCUUCCAUCAGGAUGCAGACAACAAGGUGGAGCGUACCUGGGGCGACUGCAGCGUCCAGAAGAAGUACUCUCACGUUGACCUGGUGGUCAUGAUCGACGGCUUUGACGGAGAGAGAGGAGCCGUUGUGGCUGGGAGCAGAGGUUACUUUCUAAAGGGGCCCCUGGUGUUCCUGGAGCAGGCUCUGAUCAACUACGCCUUAAGAAUCCUCCACAGCAAGAACUACACCAUGCUGUACACGCCGUUCUUCAUGAGGAAAGAGGUGAUGCAGGAAGUGGCCCAGCUCAGCCAGUUUGACGAGGAACUUUAUAAGGUUUGUGAAUCUCAACUGAAUUCUGUAGUCUGUUUGUUUCAGUAGAGACUCUGUCCUGCA
Poecilia latipinna (sailfin molly) is the source of this 543-nucleotide messenger RNA. RefSeq names its product serine--tRNA ligase, cytoplasmic-like. The record is from RefSeq and is a predicted model, not a curated record. NCBI's taxonomy places the organism in Eukaryota, Metazoa, Chordata, Actinopteri, Cyprinodontiformes, Poeciliidae. The coding region runs from base 1 to 528 and encodes 175 amino acids. Gene Ontology annotation, molecular function: ATP binding; serine-tRNA ligase activity. Gene Ontology annotation, biological process: seryl-tRNA aminoacylation. The transcript is spliced from 3 exons.